This is a messenger RNA of Nicotiana attenuata, 618 nucleotides long. RefSeq lists its product as uncharacterized. The record is from RefSeq and is a predicted model, not a curated record. Bases 1 to 618 code for a protein of 205 amino acids. Lineage: Eukaryota; Viridiplantae; Streptophyta; Magnoliopsida; Solanales; Solanaceae. The transcript is spliced from 5 exons.
AUGAAUCUUUGCUGUGAUCUUGACAAUCAACUGAUGACAUUCCUGCUCCACUUCUUGGGGACAAAGGCUACUGUGAUUGUUGCGUACGAUACGAAGAAAACUGAAUCUCGGUUCCUAAAGUUGUCCGUUUUGGGACGGCCAUUUAUCAUAGCAUUUAGGGGAUGCAUAAGAUUGAAGAAGGCUAUGGAAGCUAAGCUUGCCCGUUUUAGAAGUCAGACGGUAAGUGCGGAGAUAUGCAGUCAGAAGACAACAAAGCAGGAAGCCACGGCGGAAAGUUGGACAAUUUGGAACUGGAAUUAUGUACCAUGCUGUUUGAGGUGCAUUAAACAUGAAGAUACUGACAUAGAAGGCACCACAGACCCGACUAAGAUCUCUAGUUUUACCGAAUUUAAAGUACCGAAGCCCAGGAAAUGGUGGCAUAUUUUAAGUAAAAAACAUAGAGAGGCUUGUGGUCAAAAAGAAGUUACGAAAGAAGUUUUAAGGAGAAAUUUCACUAUGGAGGAGCUUGAAGAAGAAAUGGCAUCCGUUGGAUUUGGGGGACCUAACAACCAAUUCAAAUUUAUCAUUUUGAGCUUAGUUCUCCCUCGUACCAUGCCUCGGGAUUUAUCUAGAGAGUGA